This is a messenger RNA of Polyodon spathula (Mississippi paddlefish), 3317 nucleotides long. RefSeq names its product neurabin-1-like. Lineage: Eukaryota; Metazoa; Chordata; Actinopteri; Acipenseriformes; Polyodontidae. Bases 302 to 2884 code for a protein of 860 amino acids. Gene Ontology annotation, cellular component: postsynaptic density; cytoplasm; dendrite. The transcript has 11 exons. The record is from RefSeq and is a predicted model, not a curated record. Gene Ontology annotation, biological process: calcium-mediated signaling; actin filament organization; neuron projection development. Gene Ontology annotation, molecular function: actin filament binding.
GCAGUCUGUCAAACUGGUUGGAGACACAGAUUGGAGUAAGACAUGUGGAGAAAAAAAGGCAAACAAAAAAGGAAACAGAUAGACGAAGACUGUCCAGCUGCACGCCACUGUUUCUUGGUGUAAAGUACCAAACAGAACGAUGCCAGUUUUUUGGCCAUUGUCUGUUCUGUAUGAGAAAAGACAUGCGCCAACACCUGUAAACACCUUUAUAAUUAGAUGCUUGAAAAGAAAAUGUGCAGGAUUUGAAACUCUUGAUAUGCAGAUUGGGUCUCCUGCACUGAAAUAAAAAAAAAAAAAAAAAAUGAUGAAAACAGAGGCAUCAGGAGAAAGAUCAACCCUUCGAAGUGCCUCUCCUCACCGGAAUGCGUACAAGACUGAAUUUCAGGCACUCAAAAGCACAUUUGACCAGCCCAGAAUCGAUGGAGAGCAAAAACCAAAGGCAGGAACUCAGAACACUCAGCAGACUAGAGGGAGAAGAUAUGGCUCCAAUGUCAACAGGAUCAAGAAUAUAUUUAUGCAAAUGGAAUCAGGACCAAAUGAGAUUACUCGGACGACAUCUAAAGCGAAGGGAAAAAUAGGAACUUCUCAAAAGAUACAAAAACCGAAAGAGUUUGUGGAUAAAGUGGAUGUUGUAAAAGUGGUAACCACAGUUGGCAAUCAGGUUAGCAAGUCUGACACUCGUCGGGAUGGACCCUGUCACUCCAGAUUCUCUGAAACGCGGAAGAUGUUUGAGCAGACCAUCCGUACAACAUCUGAAUACCAUACUUUAAACAAGGACAGAAAAGGUUCUCAGGAGUGUUUGGAUGACUGGAGGGUAUCCCGUUCUAACAGAAGCAGCACAGAUUCUCUGGACAGCUUGUGUUCAAGGACAGAUGCUUCUUCUCCAACAGUAAGCCAGCUCAGCGCAGUGUUUGAAAAUGCUGAACAACAAAAUGGAAGCUUGUUGGAAAAAUCUAAUGAUGAAGGACACAACAGGCUUAGUGAGGAGGACUCUAGCCUGCAGCAAUCACAAGUUCAAAGAAAUCAGGAUUUUGUUGAGCGAAAACAAAGAAUUCCACCUUCAUCAUCUUCAGAGGACCUCUUAAGCUCCAGUCCUUUGUCAGAUAAAACAGAAGAAAUGGGUCAGCUGAGAACUGGGGGGCAAGACGAGAAUGAAUUUGUUCUUUGUAACACUGUUGAUUUAGAUACUUUGAAUAGCACUAGACCACUGGGAACAGUGACAGAUGCAGAUUGUCCAUUAUCACAAUGUCCUGACCGCCAAGACAAAUCAAAGAGAACGACUACACAGAUUGAAAUGAUGGUGGGUCAAAAGGAAUUAACAGCAAGUGAGGACUCCUCAGUUUGUUUUGAGACAGAGAUCACUGAGGGUACUGACUUCAGUUCUACCUGGGUUUCUGAUGACCAGAUAAAUGACCUACAUGUACGAUAUGCAGAAAACAAGAAGACAGUUGAUACUCCUGAUAGAGACAUUUGUAAUCGGGGUUGGGGUGAAAGCUAUACAGAUCCUGAGGAUCAAGAAGGCAGUGAUGAGAACAAAUAUUAUGAACUGGAUAACAGUACUUGGGAAAUGCCUGGCUUGCCUGAAGAAGAAGAAGAAGAAAAAGAAGUGCUCCUAUCAAAUAGAAAAAUUCGAUUUAGCACAGCUCCAAUCAAGGUCUUCAAUACAUAUUCAAAUAAAGAUUAUGACAGGAGGAAUGAGGAGGUGGAUCCAGUGGCUGCCUCAGCAGAAUAUGAGCUUGAAAAGCGUGUGGAAAGGCUGGACCUUUUCCCUGUCGAGCUGGAAAAAGAUGAGGAAGGCCUUGGGAUCAGUAUCAUUGGCAUGGGAGUUGGAGCUGAUGCCGGUCUGGAAAAACUUGGCAUUUUCAUCAAAACGGUGAUAGAAGGAGGAGCAGCUCAAAGGCAUGACAGAAUCCAGGUUAAUGACCAGAUUGUGGAGGUGGAUGGAAUCAGCCUGGUGGGGGUAACACAGAACUUUGCUGCUGCUGUCCUGAGAAACACAAAAGGCACAGUGAGGUUCCUUAUUGGACGAGAAAAACCUGGACAGACCAGUGAGGUUGCUCGUUUAAUAAGCCAGACUCUGGAGCAGGAGCGACAUCAAAGAGAGCUGGUGGAGCAGCAAUAUGCGCAGUAUGAUGCAGAUGAUGAUGAGACGGGGCAAUACACCACAGAUGGUGAAGAGGAUGACACAGCCCCAGAACUCAAAGGUGCAGAAAUGGCAAUAGAAGUUUUUGACCUGCCUGAAACAGAGGACAUGUUUUCCCCAACAGAGCUGGACACCACAAAACUUUCCCAUAAAUUCAGAGAGUUACAAGUCAAGCAUGCGGUCACUGAAGCAGAAAUUCAGAAGUUGAAGCACAAGCUGCAGACUGCUGAAAGUGAGAAAGUCCGAUGGGAGUGUGAGAAGAACCAGCUGAAACAAAGCAUUGAGGACAACAAGAGUAGGAUGCUGCAGCUGGAAAAUUACUGGAUUGAGGCGCAGACUCUCUGCCACACCAUCAACGAGCAUCUCAAAGAGACCCAGAGCCAGUACCAGGCCCUGGAGAAAAAAUACAACAAAGCAAAGAAACUCAUAAAGGACUUUCAGCAAAAGGAACUAGAUUUUGUCAAACGUGAAGAAGUUGAAAGGAAGAAGUUUGAAGACACAGAGAGAGCACACCUGGUAGAGAUCAAGGGACUGCAAACUCGGAUCUCAGUUCUGGAGAUGGAACUCCUUAAACUGAUGAAGCAAAAUGUGACUCAGGUGAACAACAACAACAACACUGCAGAGAGCCAGUCCUCCCAUGGGGUUGUGAGGAGAGGUCCCUCAGAAGAAGCAAUAGAAAGCUUGGAAGGAAGGCAGAAGUCUUACCAGGCUGGCCCAAAUGGGGGUGAGUCUAAAAUGUAGAAAUGUAUUGUUUUUAGCAAACAGUUUAGGGGAAAUCCAGAAGGCUUUAAAUCUAAAGUGUGUCCAUUGUUUUCUGAAAAAAGAAAGAAAAUAAAUCAUGAAUCAUUAAAAAAAAAUGGUGCUCAGGCCACUAAAGAGCAAAUGACUUUGUGAAUUUCCACAUUUAAAUUUGAAUUGUAAAUUGCAUUGUGUUUGUGGUUGUUUCUCUUAGCUUUAACUAUACAUUAAAUUUUACUGUUGGCUUAGCUUUUUAGUAUUUAAAGGGUACAUAAGGACCUUUUUAUUUUAUUGUUACAUAACAACUGUUUCCGUAAGGUGUGUGUUUUAUUUUUUAACAUUUUGACCACUUUUUUAAAACUUUUAAAUGCAUUCCCUGUCUCAAGAUGGCUUCUCAUGUAUGCACAUGAACCUCUCAGAAAUACAUUUCUCAUCA